AUGUGUGUAGUCUGAAAAUGAUUCAAUCGGUUAAAAGUUUGACCAGUGUUAUGUAACAUUUUAAAAAUUGAAUCAUUUCAUUGUAGAUUCAAUAGUUUAUUAUAGUCUCACCACACACGUACAAGUAUACACAUCUAAUGUAUGAUAGACAAGUGGUUCGUAACUUACCGAAAUGAGCUUCAGAUCUUUGAAAACGGAUAUUGACCCGCGAAAACUCAUCAGACGAUGGAAAUCUAUGCCCAGACAGCAGAGAACGACGGUUACCGAAUCUGAUGUUACAUAUCGAGAUAGCACAGGAAGAACCCUUCUUUAUUUUGCCGCCAAAAAUGGUGAGACGGAGAGAGUGAAGCAAUUGUUGAAAGCUGGAUGUAACCCGAGGUUAUCCGAUAUUAAUCGGAACACUGCUCUACACAUGGCUGCUGAUGGGGGAUAUAUUGAAAUAAUUCAUAUGCUGGUAGAAUAUGGAUGCAAACUAAAUGCCAGAAAUAUUUUAGGACAGACAGCACUAAUGAAAGCUGUACAGUAUGACGAUCUAGAAACAGUGUCGGUGCUUUAUAAUGCUGGUGCGUAUUUAGACCUCACAGAUUGCACGGGGAAAACUGCACUUCUUCUUGCUCUACAAGACGGAAAUGAAGAAAUAAGCUCGUUCUUAUUACGGAACGGAACUGACGUAAAUGUUGUUGAUUAUAUAGGUCAAAGUGCACUUUAUACCGUUGUAAAUUCAAAUGAAAAACUGCCAUUAAGCCUGUGUAGAAAGGUAGUUGAUGCUGGAUAUAAUUUCGAACACGACAAGGAAUGGAUUACUAGAGACCUUCACCGACAAUUAACCCAGCCACAAGUUGGAUUAGUAACAAGAAUCAAAAGAAGGUUAAGUUUAAAGAGGAACCCCGAAAGGCAACACGAGGACAGUAUUACAACUGUUUCGAAUGAUAAAAAGGAAUUAUCGAAUGACAAAAUGGAAUUAUUGAAUGAUAAAAGGGAAGUAUCAAAUGAUAUUGAGGAAGUAUCUAAUAAUGUUCAGGAAGUAUCAAAUGAUAAAAAGGGAGUAAAAGCAACAUCGUUGUAAAUCUAAAUGACAUUUGAUAUUAGUUUAAACAACCUUUGUUUUUAUUAGGGUUUUUUUCUUUCUUUCCGUCAAGUUGUUUUGUUUUCUUUAAUCUUUGGUAUGUUUUUAAUCUUCUUUUUUUAUUACUCUUAACUGAUGAAAGGAGUAGGUCCGGUAAGGACUCAUUUUGGCCUCAAAUUUCAGUUUCAUCUGACGAAAGAUUUUGAUCACUUUUUAAACACUUAAGUGUCUUUUUUACUUGAUUCAAUUAGUUUUUGUGAAAGAUUUCAACUAAUUU
Molecule: messenger RNA, 1343 nt
Organism: Mytilus trossulus (common blue mussel)
Lineage: Eukaryota; Metazoa; Mollusca; Bivalvia; Mytilida; Mytilidae
Product: ankycorbin-like
Exons: 3
Coding region: 173-1066 (297 amino acids)
Molecular function (GO): protein binding
Source: RefSeq, a predicted model, not a curated record